This is a messenger RNA of Dendroctonus ponderosae (mountain pine beetle), 463 nucleotides long. Its product is annotated as glutaconyl-CoA decarboxylase subunit gamma-like. The transcript is spliced from 2 exons. The record is from RefSeq and is a predicted model, not a curated record. Lineage: Eukaryota; Metazoa; Arthropoda; Insecta; Coleoptera; Curculionidae. Bases 55 to 345 code for a protein of 96 amino acids.
ACAUGAUGGCAAGGAAAGUAUUGUGUAUCUCCACAUCACACCAACAGUCGCAAAAUGGCUUCAAAGACUAUCAUCAUCACCAUUCUGGUCACUCUGGCAAUUUCCGGCUGUCUCGGAGGCGUCAUUACCGCAGUCCCUGCAGCCUACUCCGUUCCCUACGCUUCUUCAUACACAGCCAGCGUAGUCAAUCAUGCUGUCGCAUCUCCUCUAGCAGCUCCCCUUAUAGCCCCAGCCCCUUACGCUGUAGCUGCCCCGGCUCCUUAUGCUGUAGCUGCCCCAGCGCCAGUAAUAGCUGCCAGAGCUGUAGCUUCUCCACUCGCAUACAGCACUUUCGUAGGGAAGUAAAACUGAUUAAUCCACGCGAUCUUGUAAUGUUCUGGAACUGCUGGGGUUUCCCAGUCUUAUGUUGAGCCAAUAAUGUGAUAGAUUAGAUUUAUUUUAGCAAUAAAGUAUAGUAGUUGCA